CUCCCGUUUUACUGGCGCCUCGUCGUCGUCGCGGCGCUCGCGGACACUAGCGGUGACUAGCCACCUCGCAGUUUGUGUAAUGUAAAGUGUAAGUUGUAAUUGUGUCGGUAAAUUCAGAAAAACACAAUAGGAUAAUAAUAGCCAUAAAUAAUGGAUAUUAGUUCGAGUAAUCAACGCAGAGCCGUCUGUCAGUAGUGCACCUGCGCUAUCUCUGACGUUUUUGUUAUGAAGAUCUGGAUGAAAACAUACGUACGGUAAAUAAAGAUUGUAAAAAGACAUGGAAGAUCAGGUAGCUACGAUGAAUGAAACUGAUGCGGAGUCGACGGGAUCGAAUGAGCCCAAUGAAUCAGAAAGGCAGUGUCUAGGUACCCGAUAGUCGUAAAUAUAACAUGUAUUUUAAGAAAUUAGCAAUUUAAAGAGAAAACAUCGAAUUGGUCAGUUAACCGUCGCAAUUUUAACCAGCUACUUAUUUUGAGUUGUAAUUAAACUCAACAUUUAAAAUUUCAAGUUUGGUCGAUAGAAAUUUUUCUACAGUGCAAUGUUGUAUUUACUGAAUAAACGUUAAAAUGCUAGUCAACAUUUUAUGUCAUUUAGACACUGUAGCAGAAAAUGAUGUGAAUAGCAACGAAUCAGCAAACUUGAUUGAAAAUGUAAACAUGAAUGAGAACAAUGAAACAUCAUCAGCAUCUGACACUCAUGAUUUUGAUUUGAAUUUACCUGCUUCUCAUUCUUACUUGGGAUCAAAUUUAGAAGAAUUACGAGGGAGAACAUUGUUGGAUGAGGGCAUCUAUAUUAAUCUACCUUUACUCAUCAAGCAGUCUGUGAUACUAUUUCCUGGACAAACUUUGCCCAUGACAGUUUUUGGUUCAAAUAUAAUUGGGAUGCUGGAAAAAUGUAUACAAAAAAAUAGAACCUUUGGUGUGGUCUGCCAACAAAUUGAUAAAGAACCAAUAGGUACAACUGCCGAAAUAUAUGAAUAUUCACAAGGUAACCCUGAGGAAGGGUUUCGUAUUAAAGCUAAAGGAAGACAGAGAUUCAAGAUUUUACGAAUGAUGCAGGGUUACAGUGAGAUUUCUGCAAAUGUCAAAAUAAUGCCAGAAAUUACUCUCACACAUCCAUUUAUUGAACAAAGGUUAGCAUCAUUGGAUCAUCAGAGAAUAAGACCAGUUAAUGAAGAGGAGCAGAAGAAACAAGAGAAAUUAGAAAGAUUAGAAGCUAUGUUAACACCUUGGCCAGCUUGGAUUUAUCGACAAUACGAUCCCUAUACACUAGCUUUUAAAAUACGACAACAACUUCAAUUUAUUGAAACUAGAGGUAGUUGUAUACCCACAGACCCUACAGAGUUAUCAUUUUGGGUUGCUCAGAAUUUGCCUUUAAAUGAUAGCGAACGAAUGGUACUAUUGAGGUAUGACUGUGCGAUCCCUAGGUUGCAAUGGGAAUUAAAAUAUUUAACGAAAGACCGAAUUCUUGUGUGUUCUAAUUGUGAAAAACAUAUUGGAAAUCAGUCAGACCUCUUCCCAAUGAGUAAAGAAGGUCCUCAAAGUACAUUCUGCAAUUCUGGUGGAUUUAUUCACGAUACAGUGACACUAUACCAAGCAAAAAAUCUGACACUUAAUGCUGAACCUCCUUCAGCAGAAUACAGUUGGUUUCCUGGCUAUGCAUGGACAAUUGCUACAUGCAAAGGAUGUGGCAUACAUAUGGGCUGGCAGUUUACAGCAGAUAAAGAUAAGACUUUGCGACCUUCAGCAUUUUGGGGCUUAACGAGGAGAGGAUUAAAAUCGAAACUAUUAUCAGGAUAUGCAGAGUUAAUAAAUUAUUCAAGUGAUGAGAAUAAUCAAAAUUCUGAUUAGAGGCUUUGAGUUACGACCCAUGGUUUUUCUGGCAUCGGGACUCAUCCGUAUUUAUACAUGUCUGAUAAAAGCAGCUGUACUAAUUGAACUGUGUCAAAAAUGUAGGUAUAUUUGAGAUGCAUGUAAGACCUGGAGAAGACUUUCAAGAGCACCUGGAUAGGAUAUUAUUAGAAAAGAUUCUGAUUCAGAUGGCCAUCUACGAAAUACGUUCUAUUUUGGGAUUUUCUCUUAAUCAAGAAAUCAUGUGCAUAUUUACUUCAAAUUGAUAAAUACCUUAUUCUUUUGUGAAUAUUCUUAGAAGCUAUUCAUUUAAAACAAAAUUGUGAUAAUUAUAUUUUUUUUAUCGUAAAUAACUCGAUACAUUUUACUAAACAGAAUCGAGAAGAGAAUAUGUAUAGUAAGUUUUUCUUAGGUCUUAAGUUGAAAGAAAAUGUUUGGUGUAUCAUAGUCAUAUAAUAUCUAGCAAAAGCAGAUAGAAGCCCAAGAAAUUAAACAUUUUAUACUUUUAAAUACGAAAAAAACGUGAAAAAACAAUAAGUAACAUUUUCAAGACUGCAUUAAGUAAAUAUGCAUAUAAUAAACACUUGGUGUAUUGUAUAAACUGAAUAUCGCCAAAAAAAGUUUUCCUGAAUUUUAGUAGUUGUAGCAUCGAUUACGAGAAUUAUCGAUUAUUAACUAGUUGUGUUAUUGUUAAAUUUUGUUUAGUAUUUUAAAUAUGUACUAACAUAAUUUAUAUUAUAUAGACCGAAUAAAGUGUACUUUUUUAAUACCCGA
Molecule: messenger RNA, 2624 nt
Organism: Nasonia vitripennis (jewel wasp)
Lineage: Eukaryota; Metazoa; Arthropoda; Insecta; Hymenoptera; Pteromalidae
Gene: ohgt
Product: protein cereblon
Exons: 8
Coding region: 567-1850 (427 amino acids)
Source: RefSeq, a predicted model, not a curated record